Porites lobata is the source of this 459-nucleotide messenger RNA. The record is from the annotation of a GenBank genome assembly. Lineage: Eukaryota; Metazoa; Cnidaria; Anthozoa; Scleractinia; Poritidae.
AUGGUAACACCAUUGAUUGUUCCACAUGCCGAAAUCUGGGUGCUGUUCCUUACUGGAGUGGAAGGACUGUUAAAGAAUUUUGCAUUAUUGGACCUUGUGAAUGACACAGCCAAAGAAAAUGUUGGGAGUAAUACAGGCUCACAUGAUUGCGAGGCUUGUGGUGAGAAGCACCCUGCAAAUUUCUGCUGCCUUGACUGCAAAGAAAACAUGUGCAAAACUGCAGCUCAGUUUCAUACUCGCAACAAGGCAAGUGGUGAUCAUCAAGUUUUCUCCCUUGAGGAACUGGAAGCAAACCCUCAGCUUGCUUCUGCAUCCCUCAUAUGCCAAAAACACAAUGAUAAAUUCCAUUUUUUUUAUGAGAAAUGUGGUCAUGCAGUUUGUAGGGAAUGCGUCGCUCUUGAACACUACGGUCACUUGUGUUUACCACUUGCUGAAGCUGCCUCAGAGUAUGGAAAGGAA